CUCUCCAUUGCGGCGUACAUCUUUAUUCUUUCAAAAAUGUUCAGAGUCACCAACAAGAAAUUCUAUUCUACAGCCUCAUCGCUCUUGAAGACCCCCUUGCACGAAGCCCACAUUGAAUUGGGUGGUAAGAUGGUUCCCUACGCAGGGUUCGAGAUGCCUGUCUUGUACAAGGACCAAUCGCAUAUUGACUCUCACAAUUGGGUCAGAUCCAAAGUCGGUUUGUUUGACGUCAGCCACAUGUUACAACACAACUUUUCUGGGGUGGAUGCGAAAAACUUGCUUCAGAAGAUUACACCUAUCGACUUGAGCCAAUUGCCAGUCAACAGCUCGAGUUUGUCUGUGUUAUUGAAUGAAAAUGGAGGUGUAAUUGACGACUGUAUCAUCACCAAACACGGCGAAGAAAAGUACUAUAUGGUCACCAACGCUGGAUGUAGAGCUAAGGAUAUCAGCUUCAUCAAGAAGGAAGCCGAAAACUUUAGUGGUGUAACCCACGAAACGUUUGAAGGAACCUUGUUGGCUAUUCAGGGUCCAAAGGCUGUCGAAAUCUUGCAAAAGUUCACCAACGAGGACUUGUCCAAGAUCUACUUUGGACAGACCAAGUUUGUCAAGUUGGCUCCUAUCGAUGCCACCGUUCAUUUGGCUAGAUCUGGUUAUACUGGUGAGGACGGGUUCGAGUUGUCGAUUCCAUCGUUGACUGCCGAAGAAAGCAAGCAAUCUUUGGACUUUUUCUAUACAUUAAUUCGCGAAUAUCCAGAUGUUGUCAAGCCAAUUGGGUUGGCCGCUAGAGACUCGUUGAGAUUGGAAGCUGGUAUGUGUCUUUAUGGACACGAAUUGACCGAAGAAAUCACACCUAUCCAAGCUUCAUUGACCUGGUUGAUUCCAAAGACCCGUAGAGACCAAGGUGGGUUCAACGGUGCAUCCAAGAUCUUGAGCCAGAUCAACGACAAGAAGUUGGUCACAGCCAGAAGAAUCGGUGUUUCUUCCAAGGGUCCAUCACCAAGAGACGGCAACAAGAUUUUCACCGAAGACGGCUCCGAGCAAAUCGGUUACAUCACCUCUGGCUCUCCAUCUCCUACCUUGGGUGGAAACGUUGCCCAAGCCUACAUCGACAAGAAGGCCAAGAUCGGCAGCAAGAUCAAGAUCGAGAUCAGGGGCAAGUUGAGAGAAGGUACCGUGGCCAAGUUGCCAUUUGUGGCCAGCAACUUCUACAAGGCAUAGAUAGUAUUUAUUAAUGAAUGGAAGAAGGAUAG
Molecule: messenger RNA, 1250 nt
Organism: Scheffersomyces stipitis CBS 6054
Lineage: Eukaryota; Fungi; Ascomycota; Pichiomycetes; Serinales; Debaryomycetaceae
Gene: GCV1
Product: glycine decarboxylase subunit T
Exons: 1
Coding region: 37-1218 (393 amino acids)
Biological process (GO): glycine catabolic process
Cellular component (GO): mitochondrion
Molecular function (GO): protein binding; aminomethyltransferase activity
Source: RefSeq, a predicted model, not a curated record